This is a messenger RNA of Malassezia pachydermatis, 861 nucleotides long. RefSeq lists its product as hypothetical. The coding region runs from base 1 to 861 and encodes 286 amino acids. NCBI's taxonomy places the organism in Eukaryota, Fungi, Basidiomycota, Malasseziomycetes, Malasseziales, Malasseziaceae. The record is from RefSeq and is a predicted model, not a curated record. The transcript is spliced from 2 exons.
AUGGUGUCGCAAACUGAGCUGGAGAUCGCUAUUUAUGCCAAGGUCGGCGAUAUCCAAACCCUCUUCGUAUCCGAUGUGUCGGGUGGAUGUGGCCAAGCCUACGAUGUUGUUAUUGUGUCCAACCAAUUCGAAGGCAAAUCCACACUGCAGCGUCAUCGAUUGGUCAACGAUCGCUUGAAAGAGGAAAUUGCUUCGAUGCAUGCCUUCUCGCAGAAAACAUAUACACCGAAACAGUUUGAAGAUUUGCGCUCCAAGGUCGCACGGCAAGUCCCAGCUUCUGCACCGGCAGCGGCAGCAGCUCCAGCUUCUGCGAUCCGGACAGAGGAUGUGGCUCCGCCCUCGGCCCUCGCGCCGGCGCCAUCGCUGACCACCGGUCCGCCUCUAGGUGAUACGGCACGGUCGUCUCCACGUCUCAGCGCCUCGACUGCUCACCCAGCCACACCUGUGCGUGCUCCGGCCAUCACGAUUCCCACCUCUCAGGAAUCUACGGAUUCGGUCAUGGUGCCUGAGCUCACACUUACCCCCGUCACCUCUUCUCGACCGUCGUUGCGCUCUUCUCGAUCGUCCAGCUCCAACUCGGUGCCUGUCCCUUCAUCGACAAUCCCCUGCGAAGCCAGUCGGAUCUCUCGCUCCCAUUACUCGCAGAUUGCCAACCCCGCAUUUUGGCUGCACUUGCGGCAGCUGCUCGAGCAAGAAUGCAUGGGCGUGUCGAAAGAGACCCUAUCAAACGACCGUGCCUCCGGACCAGGGGAUGCAGAGGUGGAAGCUCUUUUUGAAGACUUUUUCUUAAGCCAAAAAGAUUAUCUCACGGCAAAUGACAUUGCGCGGAUUCGCGAUGGGACAGGCAUGUUCGUUUCGUAG